AUGGCCAAGCUAACCGACCUUCCCGCCGAACUGGUCCACAGGAUCAUCGACCACCUCAUCCAGCUGCAUCGGAGCACCCCAUACGGCCAACGGCGGCACAACCCCCAGGCCGACUACGACGCGCCGCGUAGGCCGAGGCCGCAUCUGGAGGACAGGCACACCGACGGCUCGUCGAGUCUGCACAGCCCCAGAAGGUAUGCCGCCAGGCAAGCCGAUAUCGACAAGGCAGAGCUUUCCUGGCCAGAUGGUAUCCCAAACAAUCUGCUGUUGCCGCUCGCCCUCGUCAGUCGCACCUUCCGAGGAUGUGCCCAGCAGAAACUCUUCAGCAACGUGGCCCUAGUCACUCCGUGGCAGGCGUACGUGUUCAGCCAAGCCCUCACGGGGCCCUCGCCGAUGGACGAGAGCCAGGACGCGUCCGAGCAAGGCCAAUCCGGGGCCAAUCCACCCCGGCCGAGCCAUCUCGCCCACUACGUCCACUCGCUCCAGUUCCUCUUCCGCGGCACGGGCUCGAUGGGGCUCGGCGGCGGCGCGCUGAUCUGCGAGAUCGUCGAGAGCUGCCCCCACCUCGAACAUCUCGCAAUGAACUCUAGGCUCUUGAUGCGCUGCAAAGAUCCGAUCACCCGAGCCCUCGCCAGUCGCCCCCGAAUCAAAGAGCUCGUCCUUCUCGAGAACGCCAACCGCGCGCCCCUGGAGGCGGGCUGGCUGGCCGACGAACUCGUCGCCCAUCUGUUCUCCAAGUGGCACGGGCUCCAAACGCUCGAGCUCCGCCAACUCUCAGGACGCCCGCCCGAGUCCAUCGAGAGCAUCCACCAAGCACUCCCCGUCCUGGAAUGCCGUCUGCGCGAGAUCAUCCUGCUUGAGCCUGACCUAGACCAGAGGGAGCUUGCGCUCCUGCUCAACAGCUCCCGCGAAACCAUCCGCACACUCCAGAUCGUCGAGCCAAGCGCGAAACUCGACCGGCCAGGCCUAUGUCGGAUCUUGAAGGAGCACACUGGCCCAAAUCUAGAAUCACUCACGCUUACGGUCGGCGACAGCUGGCACCCAAUCAGCACUCAUCAGCGUGUCAAAGGCUCCGAUGACCCCUCCAAGACCAACGGCCUCCUCGAAAUCGUCUUCCGCUCCUCCUCCGCCCUGCGCAAGCUCAAACACUUAUCUGUUGUCGGCCGGAUCUCCAAUUCCGACCUCUUCAAGCUCUUGCCCCAGUCACUUGUGCAGCUCAACUGGGAUGGUUUCCUUGGGCCCCUGGCAUUCACCGAUGCGCUUUCAAGCUGGAGAGUGGUGGACGAUGUCCAGUAUCCCCCUCGGCCAUGCUCUCCGCCGUCUGGCCCCACCUUUGACGACGAGGGACGAGAACGAUGGCUGCCAAACUUGGAAUGUUCCUCGGUCGUUAAUGACAACAAAUGGCUGUGGGAAGACCGGAUGGCAAUCGAGGACGCCAUGAAAGCGGCUCACGGAGUUGACUUCAUCGAAUCUUCCAAUUCCUUGCGGCACGGAGACCAUAAUACACCACAAGACCUGACGUGA
Molecule: messenger RNA, 1524 nt
Organism: Puccinia triticina
Lineage: Eukaryota; Fungi; Basidiomycota; Pucciniomycetes; Pucciniales; Pucciniaceae
Exons: 5
Coding region: 1-1524 (507 amino acids)
Biological process (GO): regulation of transcription by RNA polymerase II
Molecular function (GO): DNA-binding transcription factor activity, RNA polymerase II-specific; RNA polymerase II cis-regulatory region sequence-specific DNA binding
Source: RefSeq, a predicted model, not a curated record